CGGCUUCCUGAGCGUCUGGUGGCGGCCGCCAUUUUGUGGUGCCGCUUCCCUCUCCCGCUCGGGAUCUGCGGCCGCGGGACCUGGCGCGGGGGCGACGCGGAGCGGGGGGAGCCGGGGCCGCCCGCACCCUCCUCACCUUCCCUUCGCCUCCGUGCGCCGCCGAGCCCCUCCGGCGCUGCCCCCGGGCGCGGCUGCGGAGAGCGGCGCUCGCCCACCAUCAUGGAAGACGACGGGCAGCCCAGGACCCUCUAUGUAGGAAACCUGUCCAGAGAUGUGACUGAGGUUCUCAUACUUCAGUUAUUCAGCCAGAUUGGACCAUGCAAAAGCUGUAAAAUGAUAACAGAGCAUACAAGCAAUGACCCUUAUUGCUUUGUGGAAUUUUAUGAACACAGAGAUGCAGCUGCUGCAUUAGCUGCUAUGAAUGGGAGAAAAAUUUUGGGAAAGGAGGUCAAAGUAAACUGGGCAACAACACCAAGUAGCCAGAAAAAAGAUACAUCCAAUCACUUCCAUGUGUUCGUUGGGGAUUUAAGUCCAGAAAUAACAACAGAAGACAUCAAGUCAGCAUUUGCUCCUUUUGGUAAAAUAUCGGAUGCACGGGUAGUUAAAGAUAUGGCAACUGGAAAGUCAAAAGGCUAUGGUUUUGUAUCUUUUUAUAACAAACUGGAUGCAGAAAAUGCUAUUGUACACAUGGGAGGCCAGUGGUUGGGAGGCCGCCAGAUCAGAACUAACUGGGCAACAAGGAAACCACCAGCCCCUAAAAGUACACAAGAAAAUAAUACAAAACAGUUGAGAUUUGAAGAUGUAGUAAAUCAGUCAAGUCCAAAAAAUUGUACUGUGUACUGUGGAGGAAUUGCCUCGGGGCUAACAGAUCAGCUUAUGAGACAGACUUUUUCACCCUUUGGACAGAUUAUGGAAAUAAGGGUGUUUCCAGAAAAAGGUUACUCAUUUGUCAGGUUUUCAACCCAUGAAAGUGCAGCACAUGCUAUUGUUUCAGUUAAUGGAACCACAAUUGAAGGACAUGUUGUUAAAUGUUAUUGGGGUAAAGAAUCCCCUGAUAUGACUAAAAACUUCCAGCAGGUGGAUUACAGUCAGUGGGGACAAUGGAGCCAAGUAUAUGGAAACCCACAACAGUAUGGGCAAUAUAUGGCUAAUGGGUGGCAAGUACCAUCAUAUGGAAUGUAUGGCCAAGCAUGGAAUCAACAGGGUUUUGGAGUAGACCAAUCUCCAUCUGCUGCCUGGAUGGGUGGAUUUGGUGCUCAACCUGCCCAGGGCCAAGGUGCUCCUGUAAUACCUAACCAAGCUGGAUAUGGUAUGGCAAGCUACCAAACACAGUGAGCUGGGACUCUGUUUAAAAGUGUGUAUUUCAUGAUAGGCUGCAGUUUCCAGUGACAUUCUGAAGACUGGAAUGUAGACAAUGAAAAAACAAAAGAAAAUAUUUAUUUUAAAAAUGGAAAUGUUUGGAACCUUUAGCACAGCUUUGCUUUGGUGAAGGACACAAAUGUCUUCUAGUUCUGCCUUUUUAAGUUUUUGUUCAUGAUGGAUAUGAACAUGUUUUUCUUUGUGUACAAAACUUCAAAAUAAAGUCAAUAAAGACAA
This is a messenger RNA of Zonotrichia leucophrys gambelii, 1596 nucleotides long. RefSeq names its product TIA1 cytotoxic granule associated RNA binding protein like 1 (gene TIAL1). The coding region runs from base 220 to 1335 and encodes 371 amino acids. The transcript has 12 exons. Gene Ontology annotation, molecular function: DNA binding; mRNA binding. NCBI's taxonomy places the organism in Eukaryota, Metazoa, Chordata, Aves, Passeriformes, Passerellidae. Gene Ontology annotation, cellular component: nucleus. The record is from RefSeq and is a predicted model, not a curated record.